This is a messenger RNA of Trypanosoma rangeli, 2613 nucleotides long. RefSeq lists its product as uncharacterized. The transcript has a single exon. NCBI's taxonomy places the organism in Eukaryota, Euglenozoa, Kinetoplastea, Trypanosomatida, Trypanosomatidae. The record is from RefSeq and is a predicted model, not a curated record. The coding region runs from base 1 to 2613 and encodes 870 amino acids.
AUGGCAACUGUCGGGGCAUCGUCCUCUGUGACGCCGCAGAAGCGGCAUCACCGUCGCCCCACCAGCCCAGCGUCACCGUCAACCGCAGAGCGCCGACACAAGCCGAUGAGUUCCACCCCCACCGCACGCCCGACGCCUCUGGCGCUCGCACUGCAGGCGCAAUGGACUCUCCUGCAGCAAAAUAUUCAGCUUGGGGUCAUUCCCGCCACGGCUGAGCGUGACCUGCUAAGAGUGUUGGAGUCCCUGCCGGAAAACAAAACCACCAUCUUGUCCGAUGUGGAGGGGGUGUUGCCGUAUGUCUUGGCCUUCGCUGUGGCGCCCAUCCCAAGUGAGCGGACGCAGGUGAUUGCCCUUGGGGCGAUGCAGGCGAUCGUUGGCUCACUCACCACGGUGUGGGGCAAAAAGGCGGCAGCGGUAUUGGUGCACGACUUCCUGACUGUGGAGCACAAUGCACUGCACGCACUGGGGGUGACGCUCUCGGUCGCGCUUGACGAUGACGCCCCCACCGCGGAGGAUGUCGUGAUGGAGAUGAAUAGAGGCAAGUCGACGAAGACGCCGGGACGAAUGCGUGACGCCACGCUUACGGAGACACGAAGCUCCAUCGUAGGCGGGGCGUUGGAGUUCCUCCUCAUGAUUGUAACUUUGUCUGCACCAACUGCGGCUGCGGUGCUCACGCACCCCAAACUCAUUCAGGCCCUUCUCUGCUGCCUCACUCAGGCCACCCCAACGCAGGCCUGUGAUGUGGCCAAUAUUUUGCUUACCCUGAGUAGUGUGGAGGGUGCGGCGGAGGUGCUGGUGGCCUAUCGGGCCUACCACAGUGUUCUGCACUACAUUAGAACUGGUGUGCGUGGUGGGGCUGGUGUGUCACAGCCCAACGCGACGAUGACGGCGUUGUGUUUGUUUUUGCGAUUUGCGGUUCGCCUGGCAGGAAAUUCGGCUGCCUUCGCAAUUUUGCAAGAAGCUCCUACCGUACCUCAAGUGAUGGAGGAACUUCUGCGUAGUCAGUGGGGGGAAUUUGUUACUAUUGCCUGCCAGUGGCUUGCCACAAUCAUGGAGCAGCAAACAAGUAACUGCGUCGGGUUCAUGUCAGACAUGCUUCUCAAGACACGGGUUGGCGAGCAGCUUUCCAGCAUGUUACUGUGGUCAUCAAAUAUGGGGCAAUACGCGGUAAAGGCGGCACUCUGCUGGAGGUGGUUUUCUCUUGUUGCCCCCGCUGCUGCGGGAUCUUUUUUGGUUUCGAAUCCCAACGCUCUCUUCUCCCUUGUACAAUCACUGGCAACAACCCCAUUGUCACCACCACCACCACCGCCGCAACAGCAGAAGCAGAAGCAGAAGCAGCGCAAAUCAUUGUCGCACGAAAAAAACGUGUUUGACCCUGAUGAAAACACUACUGAGGGCAAUACGUCGCGUCAGCUGCUCAUAGAAGUCACCUGCGCACUAGGAAUUUGUCACGGGCUGGUAAAAAAAGCAUUGCGUGCAGCAAUGCGUCGGGUAAUUCUUCACCGUCUUUCGCCCGUGACGCAGGAGGAGGUGCAGAAGCGUGUCGUAGCUGUUUUUGCUGGUGUCGAGGACUCCUACUUUGAUGGGUACCCCACCGUGACGCUGCCGCACCGCAAUGCAAACACGAGUCAGCAUUUCCCAUCAGACAGGCACCUGAUGGAAUCCGCCACAGAGACUGAGGAUGACGUCAGUGACGAGGUGACGGAGAGGCAGCGGCACGUGAAUGACUCUGACGGGGUUUAUUCACUCUGCACUGGGGCACACUGGCGCCGCUUCAUGCUUCGCUCGCUGACUCGCCUGUUCCACGGUAGUGCACGCGGAACGGUGAAAUCUUUUGGCUCAGUAGCGCAGCGGCGUCUGUUAGGGGCUGCAACAGCGCUGCGCCGCAUACCAAACUCGUGUGGAGCGCGUCAAAAUCCAUACGACCAUCGCGCUCUCACUGCCGACAUCAACACCAACACGACGGCGAUGACGAAAACGAUGUCUGUGCCUCAGUUGGGUGUAGUGCAGCGAGCUGAGGAGAUGGGCGGCAUGUUUUACCUAGACUGCAUCCGUGUGAUUCUGCGGCUGGCGCACCACUACAAGCACGCCUCCGCGAAGAGAGACGCUACCGGUGCUGGGGCGUGUCGUUUGGCCUCAACGCGUUCGUUGAACCGCGGGGGUAAGGCCCCGAAUCCGUGGGCGCCGCCGCAAAAGGUGGAAUCCACACGGUGUUGGGGAGUGGAGGAGGUGCAGCGGCCCGACGUCGUUUUGUUCUGCGUCUCCUACGAUAACAUCGUCGCGGAGCUGGCGGAGGCGCUGCUUGCAGUGGCGGAGCACACGAAGCGGCUCGGUGAGCAGCUUCAGCUGUGUCCGACACGAGCGCUGCAGCGGCGCUGCGUGUUGAAUGACCUCUACCUGCACGUGUACCCUACGAUUCACAUGUGUCUUCGGUUUAUUCAGCACCAUAUCGCACGGUCGCGACCGGUACUGCAAAUCAUUGCAGAAAAUGAGCGGGCGGUUCACUCGGGGAACAUAUUGGACCUCUACGAGGCUGUUGGGCACUGCGUCGAGGGUGGUGCGCCGUCAUCGUGGGACACCACAAUAGAGAAUCGCUUAAGAGGAGGGGAAUAA